Molecule: messenger RNA, 2117 nt
Organism: Melanotaenia boesemani (Boeseman's rainbowfish)
Lineage: Eukaryota; Metazoa; Chordata; Actinopteri; Atheriniformes; Melanotaeniidae
Gene: slc13a2
Product: solute carrier family 13 member 2
Exons: 12
Coding region: 306-2084 (592 amino acids)
Biological process (GO): monoatomic anion transmembrane transport
Cellular component (GO): membrane
Molecular function (GO): transmembrane transporter activity
Source: RefSeq, a predicted model, not a curated record
CUUACAAGAGCUUCAUGUACCAUUCGGUUAAGGAUUACAAUACUUGGCUGUUGAGUUAAUGUUUGAUAUGCUACCAGAUAUAGACAAUAAAUUGUCCUUAUUUUAGUCUCUUUAACUCAGAGGCUCUCUGAGGCACAUCUCUCCUGCUAGAUCACCUGACCUAUCUGCAUUUCCUCCCCCAUCUGCUCUUGUUCUCGUUCUUACACCGGACCCGCAUCUGGAUCAGCCAUCUGCUCUGAUCUACCCGCCAGUCUUCUGGAGAGGUUUUUGACUCUGGCUCAUUUGUUAAUUUUUCAGAGAGCAUCAUGUAUAAAUGCUUGAAGUGGUUGUGGUACCACAGAAAUUACUUCAUCAUCAUCAUCACUCCGCUCAUCUUCCUUCCCCUGCCAAUACUUUUUUCUACACCGGAAGCAAAAUGUGGCUACGCAAUCAUCAUCAUGGCUCUGUACUGGUGCACGGAGUGUAUGCCUCUGGCUGUGACUGGCCUGCUUCCAGUUGUGCUUUUUCCAAUGAUGGGCAUCAUGAAGGCUGAACAUGUGAGCAUUGAGUAUCUAAAAGACUCAAACAUGCUCUUCGUUGGUGGCCUCUUGGUUGCCAUUGCAGUGGAGCACUGGAAUCUUCAUAAACGCAUCGCACUCCGAGUUCUGCUGCUGGUUGGUGUUCGCCCAUCUCUCUUAAUGAUCGGCUUCAUGACCGUCUCAGCCUUCCUGUCCAUGUGGAUCAGCAACACGGCCACAACUGCCAUGAUGCUGCCCAUCUCUCAAGCUGUACUCAUGCAGCUGAAAGCAACCGAAAUGCGAGCAGAUGAACAAGACUUUCCGGCUGCAGCCGAAGACAACCCUGGAUUUGAGCUUGAAGUUAUACAAACAAAGGUGGAUAUGACAGAUGAAAAAAAGACAGACAUAAAUCCUCCACUGGAGAAUGGAAAUUAUAAGCAUGAGUGGAAUUUGGAGUCUCUCAGAGAAUCGAGGAUGAAAGCAAUGGAGGCAAAAUACAACCUUCUGACCAAAGGGAUGAGCCUGAGUGUGUGUUACUCUGCCAGUAUCGGAGGCACUGCUACACUCACCGGCACAACCCCUAACAUCAUCCUCAAGGGUCAAAUUGACAAGCUUUUCCCUGGGAACGGUGAGGUGAUCAAUUUUGCCAGCUGGUUCGGCUUUGCUUUUCCAAACAUGGUGCUCAUGCUGGCGAUCUCCUGGCUCUGGCUUCAGUUUAUGUUUCUUGGCUUCAAUUUCAAGAAGACAUUUGGUUGUGGUGUGAAAACCAACAGAGACAAGGAGGCAUAUGAAGUAAUGAGACAGGAGUACAAAAAGCUGGGCAGGAUGAAGUUUGCUGAGGCUGCAGUGCUCACCAUCUUUGUCUUGCUUGUGCUCCUUUGGUUCACCAGGGAGCCAGGCUUCAUAUCUGGCUGGGCUUCGGCGCUCUUCAAAAAGGGGUAUGUGUCAGAUGGAAGUGUCUCCAUCUUAAUGUCAGUGCUCUUCUUCAUCAUCCCAUCUCGAUUACCCACAUGUGGCAGCUAUGGUACCGAUGAGGCAGGUAAGAGGAUAAAGGCUCCUCCAGCUCUACUGAACUGGCAGGUGGUCCACCAGCGAAUGCCCUGGAGCAUCAUCCUGCUGCUGGGAGGAGGAUUUGCCAUGGCUGCUGCCAGUGAGGAAUCAGGUUUGUCCAGGUGGCUGGGAGAUAGCUUAGCACCUUUACAGAAAAUCCCCCCCUUUGCCAUCUCGAUACUGCUCUCUUUGCUUGUGGCGACAUUCACAGAGUGCUCCAGCAACACAGCCACCACCACCCUCUUCCUGCCCAUUCUGGCUUCGAUGGCAUCAGCUAUUCAGAUACACCCUCUUUAUGUGAUGCUGCCCUGCACCAUCGCUGCUUCUCUGGCCUUCAUGCUGCCUGUCGCUACACCGCCCAAUGCCAUUGCCUUCUCCUUUGGAAGCCUCAAAGUCAUAGAUAUGGUGAAAGCUGGCUUCGUGCUGAACAUCAUUGGGGUGCUGUGCACUAAUUUAGGCAUCAACACGUGGGGAUACCUCCUGUUUAACAUGGACACAUUUCCAGAGUGGGCCAACAUUACACACUAUAAGCCUUGAGAUGAAGGCCAAUAAUGACAGAAUUGGCUUUAA